AUGGCUCCAUCGCUGAAUACCCAUUCGUCCUUUACCCGUCCUCGGACUGGUGACCGUGAUGGCCGGCCCAGCACGCGCGACCAGGCCGGUGCCGAUAUGCUUAUUCCCAGCCGUACUUCCUCGCUGCACUCUCGCAUCACGCAGCCGAUUCCUUCGACUCUGAAUGUAAAGCCGCAGCAGCGAACUCCCAAGACGCUUACACAUGCCUACAUGGUCUGCGGCGUUGGUCGCGAGCCUUCGCAAUGGGUCAAGGCUCCUGCUCCAACUCAGGGCAAGAUUGGCCACAUGAAGGGUGCCGUUGGGCAGUUCUGGCUUCCCGAGAUUUUGGGCAGCAGCCCUCGACUUGAACAGGACAAUGAAAUUGCCCGAGCACUUCAUGCGGCUAUGAGGGCUUGCUUUCCCCAUGAUGUUGAGAUUUGCACUGGCAGAAGCCAACCACAUUGCGUCCACCAUGCUUUUGUGCUUCAACAAGACUCUUCUCACACCUUGUACGGCAUCUGUCUUCGCGUCUGGUCUCGAGCCGACGAGAAGAGGGCCGAAACCAUUCGCGAUCUGCGCAAGAGAACCGAGUCCGACUUUUAUGACAACCCGGAUGAGACCUACUGGAUCCCUUAUUGCCUGUCUUUUCUCUCUCGAUAUCCCCUGUACAACCUUCUUGGUGACUAUCUACGUGGCAUGUGGAUUCACUGGAACAAGGCUACCAACCUGUUCCAUGCUGAGGAGGUCUCGCGAAUUCUGAGCUUCCCUGCUCCCAGAUUGAACGACUUGGUUCGCAUUGAUAUGAAGGAUUAUGCUCUCUGCUACCAGUUUCCGUCUUCUCCAACGGGAUUCCAGAACUUUUCCAUGUGGCCGCUUUUCAACUGCUUGUCCAUCCCCAACAUUGUUGGCGUCAUUGAGGCAGCUAUUUCUCCUACACGACGAAUCAUCUUUGUGAGCCACUAUGCCGCUAUGCUCACCAUUGCUGCCGAAACCGUUCGAUACUGUGUUCGAGUUUAUGAGUGGAGCGGUCUUUACGUACCCGUUGUGCACGCCCGCCACGCGCAGGAACUUGUCCAGGAACCCGGUCCCUACAUCCUCGGUGUCACUGCUGAAUGCCGAUCUCUCUUCACAGCGCCUACCGAUGCCCUGGUUGUUGACCUUGACCGAAACUUUGUUCUCACUUCGAGCCCGCCAACUGCUCUUACGCCUGGCCAGCGCAACAAAUUUGUCACUCGCCUCACACAAGCUCUCAAUGGCGAUGUUACUCCUGCUGGCGUUCCUCACCAUCUGCGAUCUGCCUAUGGUGGUGGUAAACUGGUCCCCGCCGGCCAGAUUAUUGUCAUGCGUGGCGAGGUCGAGUCUAUCCAGGACCCCGAGUGGUGGAAUCAAGACCCGGUUAUGGCGGUCAUGGACCACGUUUGUGAGAAGAUGGGUCGCAAUACCGGUAUUAAGGCCGUGUUUGGCGGCUCCGUCAAGAAGCCUCUUAUGACCAAGGUCUCGAUGAGACACCUGAAUGAGAUUGUUCGUGAGCGGAACCAGUACUCCCGUGACGCUCUUGAGGCCUGGCAGGACUUCAUCAACCUCAAGGGCCGCAUGGACACGGAACUCAGCAAGGUCAACAAGAGAAAUAACUACCUUGUCGAGGAACUCGAAAGCUGGAAGCAGCAAUUCCUCAAAUUCCAAGCCUUUGCUGAGCAGCUCACCAAAGAGACCCAGGAUCUCAAAGUCAAGAUCGAGACUCAUAAGAGAGAGAAUCGUCGUCUUACUGGUCUCAUUGACCAACAAAAGGAUGACAACGCUCGUAUGUCGGUUCGCCUCACGGGCACCGAGAAGCAGCGUGACGAUGCUCUCGAGGCUCUGGUUCUUCAGCAGGAGAUUGCCGAAGAACUUGAGCGCGAGAGGAAGAGAAACAAGAAGGAGCUUGCUCAGCUCAGCCAUACCAACGUCACCCUCGUGCGACAGCGCGAUGAGGCUCGUCGUGUGGUGAUGCACCUGCAGAGCUUGAUUGGCGGGCAGAGCCAUCACAUGGAGCAUCUCAUUCACUCCCUCACCAAGCCUGAUGAGCUGGCUGCUGAGAUUGAAGCCGGCUUUGACAGCGAUGAGCAGGAAAGCUCUGACGCCGCCUCUGGUGAUGAUGUAGCCAGCCAACUCAAGUCCAAGCGCAGCAGCAAGCGAAUCUCGGCCGCCAGCUUUGCUGAUGUCGCUGACCGCCACCUCAAGGACAAGACGGACGCAAUUGCCCACAUCGUGCGCAAUAUUGCCGACCAAUGCCAGGCUGCCGUGGAGAGCUUGCAGCUGGCUCACGACGCUGAGUACCGAUCAAGUCGACGUCACAGUGGCCUCUCCAACGCCCAGAGUGAAGAUGGCAACGACGACCGCUCUGUGGCGACGUCAGACAAUGGCGAGGAGAGACGCCUUCAGCCUGGACGCACAUCCAGCAUUCCCCCUACCCCGGAUCUGAUCCCCAACCGCAGCAGUACUGCCAUGUCAUUUGCUUCGGCCACAACCACACCCGAGCGAUCUAGUCAGCAGUACAGUCUGAAGGAUGAGAUCCCCACCAAGAUCGUCGAGGAUGACGAAGAGGACUUUGAGGAGCACCGCAGCGAAGGCGGUGCGGCGUCCAACGAGAACGGCGUUGUAGCUAAGCACGCCGAGUCCCUCUUGCACCGACCAUCUGGUGCCAGAAUCAGCGCCCUCGGUGGCACUGGCACUCGAUAA
This is a messenger RNA of Pochonia chlamydosporia 170, 2697 nucleotides long. RefSeq names its product DENN (AEX-3) domain-containing protein. The transcript has 2 exons. Gene Ontology annotation, cellular component: cytoplasmic vesicle. Lineage: Eukaryota; Fungi; Ascomycota; Sordariomycetes; Hypocreales; Clavicipitaceae. The coding region runs from base 1 to 2697 and encodes 898 amino acids. Gene Ontology annotation, biological process: regulation of Rab protein signal transduction. The record is from RefSeq and is a predicted model, not a curated record.